Molecule: messenger RNA, 2219 nt
Organism: Tarenaya hassleriana
Lineage: Eukaryota; Viridiplantae; Streptophyta; Magnoliopsida; Brassicales; Cleomaceae
Exons: 6
Coding region: 282-1475 (397 amino acids)
Source: RefSeq, a predicted model, not a curated record
GUUUUCGAAAAACUGAGGAUUCGAACACAAAAACCCCCCAAAAAGAAAUAAAGAACAUCCAUACACACUGAUCCUUUCAGCAAGAAAUCUCUCGCCCUCACUCGGUAUGAAGACAUUGAUACAGAGAGGGAGCGAAGGGUUUAGGGUUUCGACGCGGUGGUGAUCGGCCGGAGUUUUGAGCUUCGAGGCGACGGCGUCUUCUGAGCACUGUAAGCCCCCGGCAGGCGCAGAUAAACCCUAAUCCUGGAUUCCUCCGAGGUUUCUGCGUAUUCCUCGGUGACAUGGUAACUGUUUGUCUGGUUUGUGGUGACCGCGGUUAUGAAGAAGCAUUAAUAUAUUGCGACUCGUGCGAGGUCUAUGCUGUUCACCGCUAUUGCUUAGAGAGGAUUCCAAGAGAUUUCAAGCAGUACAUAACUUGGUUCUGCCCGGACUGUGAUCGAAGUGAAAUUGGCUCUGAGAAAGUAGAAAUUGACCAGACUGGGAAGCUUGGAUCUAUUCUGAAGAAGAUUGAGCAGAAAAAGGAUCCGAGAUUGGCCGAGAAGAACAAAAAAAAUAGAAGGUUGGCAAGAGUUGAGGACCAUACACUCAAAAGGGGCACCAACGUGGAACCUAUGGCCGUGCGUUCUUCAUCAAUUCAUGAAACACCAAAGGACUCUGGAAGAGAAGGGAGCUUAGGUAGUGGAAGACAUCAAGAAUUAUAUGGUUUGAAAAGAAACGAAGCUUCUGGCUUGGCAGCCGGUAUUACCUCUAGGAUGGCAGGUCAUGAUUCUUCUGCCAAUAAUAGACAAAGGAAAUCAACUACAGGCAGCAGCCGUGAAGGGUUCGGCUCUUCUACAACUAGAACUCCUAUAGGAGCCAUAACUGGUCAGUCCAGUAGGCAGCUCCGUGGUGAUAAUAGACAACUAACCAGCAGAGAAACCUCUUGCAAGGAGGCUGAAUCACAUACACCACCGCUCUCUGAAGGGUUGGCAGUUAUAUCUUCGAACACUACAGAACCCAAUAGAGAUGUCAGAGUGCAGCCAAUCAUUGAACCUGUUUGGAGGGGAUCUUUAUCUGCUAAUCUAGGGACCUUUGGGAGCGUUAUCCUUGUUGCACAUUUAUCAUCCAUAGCAUGUCUUAAAGUCCAUGAUGCUGCUAAAUCAUUACCCAGAUGCCUUUGUGCCGAAAUCUUUCCUAGGUUGGAUAUAUGGCCACAAAGCUUUUUAAGGAGUGGAGGCCCUACUGAUGAAAGUAUUGGUCUUUUUUUCUUCCCUUCUGGUCCGAGUGAUGAAAAGGUUUUUUAUGCCCUAGUUGAUGAAAUAAUAGAGAAGGAUCUUGCUAUGAGAAUUGUGCUUGACAAUGCAGAACUCAUACUUUUCAGCUCGUACAUGUUGCCGAUGCAAUCUUGGAGGUUUCAGUCAAAGUUCUUCCUGUGGGGUGCCUUUAGGGGAAAACAAGCUCUCCGGCAUCAGUCACUACCAUCCGGAGAAGGUUAACACAGGGAAACAAACAAUGACUCGGAAAGUUUUGUGACAAGUCUCUGGAUUGUUUGAUGAAUCCUGGGGACGUUUAGACGAGAGGAUAACGCCGAUAGUCUACAGAUUUUUAAGGUCUGUCUUACGUUAGGAGUCUUCUAUAGUUUUGUUUGUGUUGGUUUUGGCUUUCUACUCUCUCGGAUUCUACCUAGUGUUCACUACAGAUUUGAUCAUUUUGGAGGCCUUCCAGUCCCUAGAAAGACCAUAGUUAGGAGAUUCGAAGUAGCGGCAACCUAUUACUCCGAUAGAAUCCAUACACGUUCGUUCUAUCAUUUUGUGCAUAACAGUGAGAAUCAACAGGGUUCUGUAUAGUGUUUUGCUUAUUAGCAUCUGUCAAGAAAGGUAACAGAGACUACGGCCAGUUUUUUUUGUUGCUGUGGUUUACCUUGACAGUGGCAAGUGGGGCACAUUUUGCUUGGGAUUGAGCUUCUUAUGCCUUCUCCUCUACUAUGGUCUCAUAUGGAUCAUCAUUGAGGUGUAUCCAAAUCAUGUUCUUGAUUUUUUCUUUUGGAUAAGAAAAGCUUGUUCCUUGUACACAGAAGCUUCAUUUGAUCACUGAUUCUGAUCAUAAUCUGAAGAAACUAUAUGUUUUUUCUCUGUGAUUGUCAAUGUUUGAAAAUGUAUCUAAAUCAUGUUCUUGUCUUUUUUUUUUUGAAGGGUUCUAUUGUUUGCUCUAGUAGUUUACAUUUUCAAACAUUUCCUUCA